AGCCGCUUGGUCCGAUCGCAGGACCUGAGGGCACGCACAGACCACCGGGCCUGCGAUGAAGUUCGGCGUGGGCAACCGCGGCCAGGGCCGCGGCCUGGCCAGGAGAGCCUCGGGCCUGAACACCACGUCGCAGCGAGAGGACGGCCUCUACUGGUCGGGGAGCCUCUGCGGUGGCAUCCGCAGCGACAUCCGCCGGAGGCUGCCCUGGUACUGGUCCGACUGGACCGACGGCGUUCGAGGCGGGACCAAGACGAUCACCGCCACCUUCUUCAUGUUCUUCGGGUGCCUUGCCCCCGGCAUCGCAUUCGGUGCCUACUUCGACCAGGUGUCUGGCGGCAAGAGCGGCGUGGUAGAGUACCUCAUCACGCAGGGGGUGAGCGGCGUGAUCUUCGCCACCAUCUCCGGGCAGCCGCUCGUGAUCCUGAGGCCGACCGGCCCGAUCACGGUUUUCAUUUCGCAGUUGUACAAGAUCUCAGAGUCUGUGGGCGUCGAGUAUUUGACGGCCCAGGCGUGGGUCGGGAUCUUCGUUGGCAUCUACAUGAUCAUCAUCGCCGUGACGGACAGCUGUGCGCUCAUCCGGCACUGCUCUCGCUUCACGCAGGACCUCUUCGGCUGCUUCGUGUCCGUCAUCUUCAUCACCCUCGGGCUCACCAACAUAUGGGAGAAGUUCAACGAUAAGCAGCACGAGUACGACGCGCCCGUUCAGCUCCUCGUGACGGCGGGCACGCUGUACUGCGCCCUCACCCUGGCGGGGUUCAACAAGGCCCGCUUCUUCAACGGCAGGGUGCGGGACUUCGUUGCGGACUUCGGGGUCGCGCUCGCGGUGAUCCUGGCGACGGUGGCCUCCAAUUUCCUGACGGUGGAGCUCGAGCCGCUGCCCGUUCCUCCGAAGUUCGCGCCCACGGACACCGCAAGGUCCUGGAUGGUGGACCUCGGAGACCCCGCCUGCGUCGGCAUUGGGGCGCUGGCCGCCAUCCCUCUCGUCUUUCUCUUCUUCAUCGACCAGAACGUCACGAUGCUGCUGACGCAGCAGGACAGCCACAACCUGAAGAAGGGGGCCGCGUUCCACUGGAACUUCUUCAUCCUGGGAGUCUUCAACAUCGUCUUCCCCAUGUUCGGCUGCCCCUACGUCACAGGCUCGCUGCCGCACUCGCCCCAGUUCGUCAACGCACUGGCGCGCAAGGAGGUGGUGCGCGAGGGGGGCGUGGAGAGCAGCAAGAUCGUGGAGGUGUACGAGAACCGCCUUGCGCCGUUCCUCGUCAACGCGCUGAUCAUCGUCUGCCUGCCGAUCAUCGGGGAGCUGAGGUACAUCCCCACCUCGGUCAUCUGCGACGCGCUCUUCCUGUACAUGGGCCUCUCGGGGCUGCCAGGCAACCAGCUGUUCGAGCGCGUGAAGCUGGCCUUCACCGAGGAGGCCCUCUACCCGCCCCUGCACUUCUCAAAGGAAGAGGUGCCCCGUAUGCAGAUGCACGUGUUCACGCUGGCGCAGGCGUGCAUGGUCGUGGUGUUGUUUGUCGUCUCCCGCUCGCCAAUCGCGCUGGCAUUCCCGGUUUUCCUGGUGCUGAGCAUACCGCUGCGGAUGAACCUGCACACGCUCACGUUCGGUUUCGUCACAGCAGACAUGGUCGCCAUCCUCGACAACACGAAGAAGAAGGAUGCUGCCGUCCGGGCGGAAUCCAAGGAGGCGGUAGCCGAGGGUACCCAGAUGGACGUCGCCAAGGAGGUCAACGGCAGUCCAGGCGCUUGAUGGGUGAUGCCUCCCUGCAGAGGGGCGAGGAGGAGGCCGAAAUAGUCUGUCCCAAUGGUCGGCGGAUUUCUUCUACAGCACCUGUUCGGCACGAUCGAGAGGGUUACGGAAAGGAUUGGCACGAAGGCCGACAGCAGCAGUUCUUGUCCGUCCUGGCCAGGACUCGCGGUGGGUACCGUCGCCGGCGUGGCCCAUUUGGAACGGACGUCGUCUGCCCAACAGCGGACGCUGCUGGUUUUGGACAACAUUCUCUGUUGGGCAUCGUGCGCAUUUUUCCAGUACCCACUUCCCCAGGGGUCUGGGUUCGGCGUCGCACCGACAGACUAAUACUACAGGUGUGCGUGGCCCCGCAUGGGGGCGACGCGCGCGCCGAGAACUUUUAGAGUCUGUCUCCAUGGCGGGUGCUCCGUGGCCAUGCCGCUCGGGAAGGACGCACGCCUCCGAGGAGGACACGUGCAGUCGGACCGAGGUAUGAGAUCGAGGUCGGCUCGGGGAGGGUACCCCAG
This is a messenger RNA of Prorocentrum cordatum, 2253 nucleotides long. The record is from the annotation of a GenBank genome assembly. Lineage: Eukaryota; Dinophyceae; Prorocentrales; Prorocentraceae.